AUGGGUACGGGAGAAGCCGUGAAGGAGUUGCUGCGGCGGCUGCAGGAGCUGCAGGGCGAGCGGGCCGAGGCGUACCGGCUCCUGGAGGAGGGCCACCGGGCCUACCUGAGCAGCGCUCCCCACUACGACUUCCCCCGUUACCGGCAGCUGGUGCACGAGAUCACGGUGGCCUUCAACGGCAUCUCCCGGGAGGUGCUGCUCAUCGCCGGCCGCCUACGGGACCAGCUCGCCCGCCCCGACCUGGCCCAGCACCUCGCCCACCUCCAGGAACGGGAGCAGGAGAAGCUGCAGCUGACGGCGCAGCUCCAGCUGGCUCGGCAGCAGGCACAGGACCAUCCUGAGGUGGACACCCAUCAGCAGGAGGUGCAGGAGCUCAAGCACAAGCUAAUUAAAACCAUUGAGGCAAUCAGCGAAAUUCUCCAGGACCUCAAGUACGAUUCGGAAGAAGUCGAGUGAUGGGUGUCCCCGUGGGAACGGCUGGAGGGGCCGGCUGGUGGAAGGGGGGCCCCGCUCCUGGCCUCUAAUGCAGCCCCCCCCUCCCCACCCCGGGGGCACACACACCAACCCCAGCAAGGUGGGCGUCUUCUCUUCACCCCCUUCUGGGGCUGGAAGGUGGUGGAGAACCCCCUCCCCAGGACCAGAGGGGUCCCCCUGAAUCCUGAGCAUCCCUGGGUGGAGGGGGGCUGGCGUGGGGGUGAUUUCCCCCCCCCAACAGCUCUGUGGGGCUUUGCCCAAGGCUAAACCACGACCCACAGCACCGAGGGGCUGCCUUGCUUCGAUCCCCAUCAGGGAUUGAGCCCCACAGGCAGCAGCCCCCCCCAAAAAAACCCACCUCUCCGAGCUCAGCUGUGCCCCCAGCCCCACAAGUGCCCCCUUUUUUU
Messenger RNA from Calidris pugnax (ruff), 881 nucleotides. It is a transcript of the gene REX1BD, whose product is annotated as chromosome unknown open reading frame, human C19orf60. The transcript has 5 exons. NCBI's taxonomy places the organism in Eukaryota, Metazoa, Chordata, Aves, Charadriiformes, Scolopacidae. The record is from RefSeq and is a predicted model, not a curated record. The coding region runs from base 1 to 456 and encodes 151 amino acids.